AUGAGUGAGGUUCAACCGCUCAAGAGGAAAGCAACAAAUAUGCCUGUCGUCAGCCCAGAACAGCUGGCCAAGCUCCAGCAGCACGCCGAUGAUGUUCGAAACAUAUGUAUCCUGGCCCAUGUUGACCAUGGCAAGACGUCUUUGACGGACGCCCUCAUCGCCACGAAUGGCAUUAUCUCACCAAAGCUGGCCGGCAAGAUCCGGUAUCUCGAUUCAAGACCCGACGAGCAGCUACGAGGAAUCACCAUGGAGUCCUCAGCCAUCUCGUUAUACUUCUCCAUGCUCAGGAGAUCAAGCCCCGAGGCAGCCCCCGAAGCCAAGGAGUACUUGAUCAACCUCAUUGACUCUCCAGGACACAUCGAUUUCAGCAGUGAAGUCUCAACCGCCUCGCGGUUAUGCGACGGUGCUGUCGUUCUUGUGGAUGCCGUCGAGGGUGUGUGCAGUCAAACGGUGACAGUACUGAGACAGACGUGGACUGAGAAGCUGCGGCCGCUUCUGGUGAUCAACAAGAUGGACAGGCUCAUCACAGAGCUUAAGAUGACGCCUAACGAAGCCUACAUCCACAUUAGCAAACUCCUGGAACAAGUCAACGCUGUUCUGGGCAGCUUCUUUCAGGGCGAGCGAAUGGAAGAAGAUCUGAAUUGGAGAGAGCGCAUGGAGGAGCGCGUUGCCGCCACGGCGGCGAAAGAGGCUCAGAUAGUUGACCAGCAGAGUGAGGCGGGCGAUCUGCAGUUCGAAGAGCGCGACGACGAGGACAUCUAUUUUGCACCGGAGAAGAACAACGUCAUUUUUAGCAGCGCCAUUGACGGCUGGGCUUUCACAGUCAGGCAGUUUGCGGUACUAUACGAGAAGAAGCUCGGAAUCAAGCGCUCUGUCAUGGAGAAGGUCUUAUGGGGCAAUUUCUACCUCGAUCCAAAGACGAAGAAAGUUCUAGGGCAAAAGCACCUCAAAGGACGGAAUCUCAAGCCCAUGUUUGUGCAGCUGGUCCUCGAACAGAUCUGGGCAGUGUACAACGCAACAAUUGGCGGGGACAGUGGAAGGGGAGACUCGGUCCUGCUCGAGAAGAUCACAAAAUCUCUAAACAUCACGAUACCGCCGCAUAUCAUGCGCUCCAGGGAUCCAAGAUUACUAUUGACCACAGUCUUCUCAUCCUGGGUACCGUUGUCGACUGCUUUACUGGUGUCGGUGAUCGAGUCACUCCCUUCGCCGCGAAAAGCGCAAGCAGACCGACUUCCUGAGCUUUUGGAUGAAUCUCCAGGGGCUGAGUCCAUUGACGCCAAAGUUCGAGAUGCUAUGGUGUCUUUCAAGCAGUCAAAAUCAGAUCCUAUGGUUGCAUAUGUCAGUAAAAUGGUCUCGGUACCCGAGAGCGAGCUCCCUGAGAACAAACGACGCAACGGGCCCUUGAGCCCGGAAGAAGCACGGGAACUAGCACGGAGGAAACGAGCAGAGGCGGCCAAGGCACAAGCUGCGACAGGAACAGGAAACGAGAGUGUCAUCGUCAACAUUAGCAGUGCCCUGGAGAACACGACGCUCAAUGAAGAAGAGGAUGAGCCCGUUCCCGAAGCAUCGCAGGCCGACCCAGAACACCUAAUAGGGUUUGCUCGCAUAUACUCGGGGACCAUUUCGGUAGGCGACGAGAUAUACGUUCUACCGCCCAAGUUCUCCCCAUCACAGCCACACCACAACCCCGAGCCCAAGAAGGUCACGGUCACAGCACUCUAUAUGCUCAUGGGUCGAAAUCUGGAGAGCCUCCCUACGGUUCCAGCAGGCGUCAUUUUCGGCAUACGGGGACUGGACGCCUCUGGUAUCCUCAAGACCGGGACUCUGUGCAGCCAGCUCGAGGGCGCCUGCAACCUUGCCGGUGUGGCUAACAUGGGCGGCCGGCCCAUCGUUCGGGUUGCACUGGAGCCGGAGAAUCCGGCAGACCUCGACAAGAUGAUUGCUGGCUUGCACCUUCUGGUGCAGAGCGAUCCAUGUGCAGAAUACGAACAGUUCGCAAGCGGAGAGCACGUGCUGCUCACGGCAGGUGAACUACAUCUCGAGAGGUGCUUGACGGACCUGCGGGAGCGUUUUGCGCGAUGUGAGAUUCAGGCAGGCGCUCCAAUCGUGCCCUACAGGGAGACAAUCGUCCGCGCAGAAGAAAUGAGGCCCCCCGUCAACAAGGAGCUCGGCCGUGGCGCAGUCAUCGGUGUGACCAGUUCCAAGCAGAUAACCGUCACCCUUCGGGUGCGUCCGCUGCCCUCAGAGGUCACCAGUUUCCUCCAGAAGCACACUGGUGCCAUCAAGAAGCUCUAUAGCUCUAGAAACGCACAGAUUGGGGCCGCCACGGAGGAAGAACAGACUGCCCAGACGGCCGAAGAGCGAGUGGAAGAGGACACCGAAGUGACCGAGACGAAGGUCUUGUCUCCGGAAGAGCUCCAGCGACAGCUCCAGGCCGAGCUGGAAAACGGCAAAGGUCGGGACGCUUGGAAGGGUCUUGUGGACAAGAUCUCGGCAUUUGGCCCCAGGCGAACAGGACCGAACUUGCUCAUCGACGCGACAAAAGACGGAUGCCUCUCCAGGGCUUUCGCCACGGCCGAGCGAGAACAGAACGCCAACCCCCAAGGCGACGAGAGCCUAAGCCCCAAGCACUUCUCCGACAAGAUCACCUACGCCUUUCAGCUGGCAACUGCGCAGGGACCUCUUUGCAACGAGCCAGUACAGGGCGUCGCCGUCAUCAUCGAGGAUGUAGUGAUCGCGACUGCGGAGGAGGAGACGGCAUCCGCACGAGACAAGCUCGGCCGUCUGACCGGAGAGGUCAUCAAGACAGUGCAGCAGUCGAUACACAAGGGCUUCCUGGACUGGUCGCCGCGCCUGAUGCUCGCCAUGUACUCAUGCGAGAUCCAAGCCAGCACCGAAGUCCUGGGCCGCGUCUACGACGUCCUCACCCGCCGCCGCGGCCGCGUCCUCUCCGAGGCCAUGAAGGAGGGCACCCCCUUCUUCACCAUCCUCUCCCUCGUCCCCGCCGCCGAGUCCUUCGGCUUCGCCGACGAGAUGCGCAAGCGCACCAGCGGCGCCGCCCAGCCCCAGCUCAUCUUCGCCGGCUUCGAGGUCCUCGACGAGGACCCCUUCUGGGUGCCCUUCACCGAGGACGACCUCGAGGACCUCGGCGAGUUCGGCGACAAGGAGAACGUCGCCAAGCGUUACAUGGACGGCGUGCGCCGGCGCAAGGGCCUGCUGGUCGAGGGCCGCAACGUCGCGACCGACGCGGAGAAGCAGAAGACGCUCAAGAGGUGA
Thyridium curvatum is the source of this 3276-nucleotide messenger RNA. RefSeq lists its product as uncharacterized. Gene Ontology annotation, cellular component: cytosol; ribonucleoprotein complex. Gene Ontology annotation, biological process: cytosolic ribosome assembly. The coding region runs from base 1 to 3276 and encodes 1091 amino acids. The record is from RefSeq and is a predicted model, not a curated record. NCBI's taxonomy places the organism in Eukaryota, Fungi, Ascomycota, Sordariomycetes, Thyridiales, Thyridiaceae. The transcript has 5 exons. Gene Ontology annotation, molecular function: GTPase activity; GTP binding; ribosome binding.